CGUUCCACCCAGAACUCCGACCAAAAUUUUUUUCCCUGAAUCGCUGAAAUCUCCGUCCAAAUUGCUAACUCCCGUCCACUGCUCCGACCAGAACUGAAAACAAUCAUGAUUAUAGCAUGAGUCAGCUCAAGCCAAUUGAAUUAUGAAGCUAUAGCAACGGGAGAAGAAAGCAAAACUUAUGGAAUUUUCAGAGGAAUGGAAAUCUCUAUGGCCAAUUUCCUCAGUUUUCAACCCGCCGCUCCUCCUCCUCGAUGGAAACCCGCCACGACCGCCAAAACGAACGCGUCUUGAAGAUGAAGAAGAAAAACAAGAAGAGGAAAAAACCCAUGAAGAAAUAGGUCCAAUAAUAUUCACCUCAUGUCCGAAAUCCCUUAUUCAACUCUACUCUUCACCAUCUUUAGCCCCUCGGCUUCCAGUGCCUUAUCCUGGACUCACGCUCGCAAGAUUCCUCGUAUCCUCCACCUUGAAUUCCGCCACUCCACUGUCUUCUAUUACUUAUUCCGUUUCUUCUCAUAUUGCUUCUGAAAUCGGGUCUGAGCUCGUACUCGCCCAGCAUGAAUCUCAUGAUUAUUUACAUGGGUUUAAUUGCCUUCAGUUGCUCCGGCUCCCUUGUGAUGGUGAUGAUGAAAGCUGGGCUUAUUUGGCAUUUUUUCCUGCUGGGGAAAAUUGUGAGCAAGUUGGAUUUGUUAAAUUAUUUUUAAAGGGAAACUUCCAGUUGGAGGUUGAGCUAAAUCAUGGGAAUCAGGACGUCUUUGUUGCUAAUCAGAAACUUAAUAGUCGGAUUUUGCAGUUGCUGGUGAACCCUGUUUCUGAUUUUGAUGAUACUUUAUCAGCUGAUGCAGCCAGUUCAUUUUCUUCUUCUGCUGGAUUAGCUGUUGUUGGAUAUUUGAUGGCAUGUAGCAUACAUUCUGUGUAUUGGUAUGCAGUGAAGACUACUAGUGGGGCUGAUGGUUUGGGGGUCAAGUGCGCAAAGGUAGAUUUUGUGGGUCAGAGAUUGUUUGGGAUUUCUGAAGUUGUUCAUGCCUGUUGGAGUCCGCAUUUAUCUGAAGAGAGUGUUGUCUUGCUAGAGACCGGUGAACUGUACUUGUUUGGUAUUAGUUCUUGCUUGGAAAAGCAUCCUAGUUCAAACAACAGAGUGGGAAUGAAGAAACUGAAUGCUUUAUGGAGCAAGAAUAAAGAUUUUGAGAACAGUGGCCGUGGUGGUUGGAUAAGUGUUGAAUUUAGUUGGCAUCCAAGAAUUUUGAUUGUUGCUCAUGCGGUUGCUGUAUUCUUAGUUGAUGCUAGGUCUUGUGGGUGCAAUUUGAGCUGUUUGCUGAAAAUUCAGAUGCUGUCUAACAUACAGCAUGAUAGAUUCAUCGGUCUCUGUCGAACUGGUUGUGACGGAUUCAGGUUUUGUGUGACCUCUGGAAGAUUGCUCAUGCUUUGUGAUGUAAGGCAACCAUUUAGGCCACUAUUGCGAUGGGUGCACAGUCUUGAUAAUCCACGUUACAUCACUGUUUUUAGGUUGUCAGAGUUAAGGUCAAAUACCAAGGAUGACAAGUGGGCAACAGACUCAGGCUCUUGCAUCUUGCUUGGAUCAUUUUGGAACAGUGAGUUUAGUCUUUUUGUAUAUGGACCAAACAACAAGACAAAAACUGUUUCUUCUGAAAUAUCAAAAUUUUGCAACUCCUUUUAUGCCUGGGGUCUUCCUUCAGAGUUCUCGUUGUCAGCUUAUGGUACUCAUUGUGGACGUUUUCUCAUAAGAGAAGAGUGCUUGAAGGAUGCUCUUCCUGUGUGGUUUGAUUGGAGACAGAAAACAGGUGUAGUUCUGGGGUUUGGUAUUUUCAGUAGGGACCCCCUAGCUCCCUUGCCAAAAUCAGACACUGUGGAUGGAUUUCUGUUAAUUCGGUUAACGUCCUCAGGGAAAUUAGAAGCACAGAGAUAUCAUGCAGUGGGAGAAUGUGGUAGAAUUUCUGAUGAAGCCCACAGAAAGACAUUAUGCAAUUCUCAGGCAGAUCUUUUGUACGAAAUGAGCCAUGAAGAGGAUGACUUGAACAUCAAAUUUAAUUUCCUGAAUUUUCAGUACCUUCAAGGUUAUCUGAAUGGUAAUCUUGCUGAAAUCCUUAGUAAGGAAAGAAAGCAGGUCGACAAAGUUGCCUUAAAAAAGGAAGCUGGAAAGGAGAGUAAUGAGGAGUCCAUGGUUGGUGAUCCCACUGGAUAUGGGUCACUGCAGAGAAUCUUUGAUGUGUUUAAAGACAUUAAUUUGCCAACUAGUAUUUAUGAGAUUGCCUUGAGGUGUAUUUGGGCAAAUAUGCCCGAGUAUCUUGAACGUUUGGCUCUCUCCAGCCACUCAAAGUACCCAGAAGCCCCCAAAUUUGAAUCCUAUGGUAUUCCUUUUCAAAUACCAUCGUACUGCGGCAAUACUAAGUCGCGCAAAUUUCUGCCUUCCAAAGCUCUUAAGCAGUCCUUUCUGCCCCCUCCUUUUUGGCUUACUCUUCAUAUGGAUAUUUCUGGUAUGCUUGGUAAAAAAAAUCUAGUUAUACGGUCAGCAGAAGAAGAAAUCCAACUUCAGUGUGAUGGGGUUAUGGAAGCAGCUGAUGAACUAACAGGGGCACGUAAUGAAGCUGAAUCAGAGCUUGAUGGUACCUAUGCUGUUUCCCUUGCUGAUGAUACUGACGAAAUUAAUAUUGGGGAUGGAGAUGUAAGAAACUUCUUUUUUCAUAAACCUGUGGCAUUAUUGGAUGAGGUCUGUACAAUGGAAAUAAAGUGCGAAAAGUUCAGAACUUGGAGCAAGAGAUUCACAACCUUUUUAUACAGAAAGCAAGAGCUUUCCCCAGAUGUCAGUCCAGAGAUGGUUGGCCUAGACCUGCUUAAUGCAGGGUGCCCAAUACAAUUGACAUUUAAUGAUUCUGAUAUCUCUUUUGACCCAAACGAGCUGAAGACACUGAAGUUGCUAAAGAAACAACAUUUGGAUUUUCAGAAAGGGUUUGGGUUGUAUCAGGAAUAUGUUACUAGGGGUAACUUCAAGAAAUAAUGUGUACUUUCCGUGUAUAUAAUUUGUCUUUUGGCCUCUUCAAUUU
Molecule: messenger RNA, 3059 nt
Organism: Coffea eugenioides
Lineage: Eukaryota; Viridiplantae; Streptophyta; Magnoliopsida; Gentianales; Rubiaceae
Exons: 2
Coding region: 179-3013 (944 amino acids)
Biological process (GO): transcription by RNA polymerase I
Cellular component (GO): fibrillar center
Molecular function (GO): RNA polymerase I core promoter sequence-specific DNA binding
Source: RefSeq, a predicted model, not a curated record